Messenger RNA from Acanthaster planci (crown-of-thorns starfish), 946 nucleotides. Its product is annotated as torsin-1A-like. The record is from RefSeq and is a predicted model, not a curated record. NCBI's taxonomy places the organism in Eukaryota, Metazoa, Echinodermata, Asteroidea, Valvatida, Acanthasteridae.
CAGAUACACAAUGGCAUUUGUCGGGAAGUUAAUGUGCUUUUUAAGUAUUUGCGCCGUCUUCAUCGUUGCUCAUAUGGUGUAUUUUUUUCCCAAAUGGACGAGGGAGUGUUGCGAAGUUGAUUUUGGCUGGAUACAUCUUACCAAUACCUCAGGCUUGCAAGAAGCUCUCAGAAUGCAGGUAUUUGGUCAGCAUCUAGUGACUGACCAUGUGGCAGGAGCAGUGGGUGCUCAUCUCACCAACAAGGACCCGAACAAGCCACUGGUGCUGUCCUUCCAUGGCUCGACUGGCACGGGCAAGAACUUCAUCGCACGCAUCAUCGCUGAGACCAUCUAUAAAGAGGGGAUGAAUAGCAGAUUUGUCCACCACUUUUCUGCCAAUAAACAUUUCCCCCACAAAAGGAAACUUGAACAGUACCAGGAUCAAUUGAGGAAUGAAGUGGAAUCGGCAGUCAAGAGUUGUUCCCGUUCCCUCUUCAUCUUUGACGAGGUAGAGGACAUGCCGGAGGGGCUUCUGGACUCCAUCAGGACCAUCCUGGAUUACAACAUCCACGUUGACGGAGUCGACUACCGGAAAACCAUCUUCAUCUUCUUAAGUAACAUAGCCGCCCGUGAGAUAAUCGCAAAAACUGCCAACCUGCUGGCCAGUAGAAGCCGGAGAGAAAUCACGCUGAAGGAGAUGGAGCAGGUCAUUGAGGUCACUGCUAAUAAGGCUUCAGGUGGUUUCCACCAAAGCCGUCUGAUCAUCAACAAUGUGGUCAGUCACUAUUUUCCAUUUCUGCCACUGGAGAAAUCACACUUGCGGAAGUGCGUACAGGUCGAGCUGCAGAAGCGAGGACCAUGGCUGCAUUUGCGGGAGGAGCUGUCGAUAAGGUCGUAUCCCACCUGCAGUUCUCCCCGGAGAUUCACGCUGGAGGAUGUGCAAACCGAGAACAAUACUCCGAAGUAA